AUGGCGAAGCAGAGGUCGCCGUGCAGAUUGCAAGGUGAGAUUGGAGUUCAAUCGCCUCGGCGCGGGGGCUUCAGCUUCUGCGUGGGCUCGUUUGGGCCAAUCGCCGUUGAUUCCGACCUCACCUUCCUCGGGACAACGGCGGGAAUCGAAGCUCCAGGCGGCGCGAGUAGCAACAGACGCCGCGGAGGUGGUCCUGGCGCUGCAGGCGCCGUUGCCGGGGCGGAAGCCUGGUCCGAGGUUCGUGUUGAUACAGGAGGCGGUGCAGAGGGAUCUAGAGCUCCAGGAUACGGCUCAGAGCUUGCCGGGGAUCAAGCGGCGGCAGGUGGAGAAGCUUUUGCCGGCACAGCAAAUGUCCCCUUUCGAAAUGGCAGUCCAGCGAGCUCGAGCACAGCUUCCUCCGCACUGGAACAAGAGGCCUCGGCCGCUGGGGCUGGCAGUCUCAGAGCUGAAGGCGGCACAUGCGCUGCUGAUCCUCAAUCAUCAUGCACAGCUGCUGAGAUUGCUAGCAGAAGAUUGCGAGGCGUCUGA
Messenger RNA from Lolium perenne, 528 nucleotides. The record is from RefSeq and is a predicted model, not a curated record. NCBI's taxonomy places the organism in Eukaryota, Viridiplantae, Streptophyta, Magnoliopsida, Poales, Poaceae.